GUAAAAUAUUCGCGUCAAAUAGCAUUAGUAGCAGUGAAAGAAUAUAAUCAAAAGAGAACAAAUUUUUACUUGAAAAAAAAAAAAGUGGCCAAUGACUGUACAUUGUGAAUAGUUGUCUGUAAUCUUCUCAUCUCUUUAGAAAGAAAACAGCCUUCUAUACCAGUGUGUAUAAAGGUUGCUUUGAAUAAACAACAUCAAUUUAAUUGAUAUUUUCCUUUAUAAUAUUUGUAUUUCAUGUACUAUAACCUUUAUUAAGCAUCAUGAUGAAAUUGCUAAUUUCCAUUUUUUUCGCACUAUCCUGUAUCAGCGUUGCUUACGGCGAUGGUCUCAAGUGUACAUUAAAGCCGGCUGAUAUCGAUCCAAAUAAAUGGAUCGAUAUGGUAAAUCCAUGUAUAAAACAUUUGAAAAAUCAAGUUAAAAUUGAAAUUAAUGCUGCCAUGACUUAUCUCUCUAUGGGAGCUCAUUUUGCCCGUGAUUCUGUGAAUCGACCAGGAUUUAGUAAAUUCUUUAUUAAAGCAGCAAGCGAAGAAAGAGAACACGCAAUAAAAGUUAUUGAAUAUUUACUUAUGCGCGGUCAAUUGACAAAUGAUGUGAGCAAACUUUUAAAUUUCCCACUGAGAACUAUUAGAGAGGAAUGGUCAAGUGGCGUUGAAGCACUUACCGAAGCUCUUUAUUUGGAAGCAAAUGUAACAAGGAGCAUUAUAAAUGUUAUUCGUGAAUGCGAACAUUCAGAGACUCAUCUUGGCAAUGUCGUCAACGAUUAUCACUUGGUCGAUUAUCUCACUGGCGAUUUCCUGGACGAGCAAUAUAAAGGAAAACGUGAUUUAGCAGGAAAAGUUUCAACUCUGGGUAAAAUGAUGUCAACACAUGGACCGCUCGGUGAAUUUUUGUAUGAUAAAAAACUUCAUGAAGAAUUGUAAAUUUUUGUCAAUAUUUACAUAUAUAUACAUACGCGUGAGAAGGUGAUUUUCAAUUAUUAAAUAAUAGAUAUAUUAUAUAUAUAUAAACAUUGUAUAACUUUAAUGGGAUAAAUUGCUCAUUAGUUAUCAUUUUCAUAAACAUUAGAUUCUUUUUUUUUUAUCAGUUCAUUGUAUUUCUUAAUUUUUUCGAAUAUUUAGAAAUACAAUAUAUUUAGUCGCGUGUUAAAAUUUGUGAGUAAAUUUUUUUUUUGCAUAUUAAAUCAAAUAUUUACAAUUUUGAUUCUAGUUUUUGAAAAUUUUUCCAAAAUGUUAUUUAAUUAUUUACAUAUAUUUUGGGUAUUAAACUUUUUUCUAUUUUUUUUUUUAAAUAUUAGUAUUUUUUUAUUGAAAAUCUGCAUGUUUUUAUUCUAAAUUGAUUAAAUGAAAAUAAAAAGAAAAAAAAGAGAAGACUUUAUAAAAAAAAAAUAUAUAAUUCCAGUGAAAUAUUUCAUUAUAUUUAUAAAUUCUAUGUUUUCUGUUUUUUUUGAACUUUUGCAAUCUAAAGAAGUGUUAUGAUAAUAUCAAAAUUUUUUUUUAGAGUAAAGAUAUGCAUGUUAAUACAAGUAAUUAUAGAGAUUAUUAUUAUUAUAUUCAAUUUCAAUAUUAUUGUUUACUUUUGAUCAAUAAAAAUUUUGAAACAA
Molecule: messenger RNA, 1600 nt
Organism: Leptopilina boulardi
Lineage: Eukaryota; Metazoa; Arthropoda; Insecta; Hymenoptera; Figitidae
Gene: Fer1HCH
Product: ferritin subunit
Exons: 5
Coding region: 261-920 (219 amino acids)
Biological process (GO): iron ion transport; intracellular iron ion homeostasis
Cellular component (GO): cytoplasm
Molecular function (GO): ferric iron binding; ferrous iron binding
Source: RefSeq, a predicted model, not a curated record